UUUGCAAGGCCAGUCUGAGAGGUGGGCAGUUCCUUGCUGGAAACCCGCCUCCUUGUCUGAAGCCUCACCUUUCUCCUUUCACCAAACCCAGCCUUAGACUCGGGCCGGCUGCUCGCCAGUGCGUUCCCUCUUCGCCAUGCCGGGUUCUGAGGCGCUCCUUGCGCUCUUGAUCUCGCCCCUUCUGCUUGCUUUGGCCCUUGUUCUCUCGAGCCCUUGGAGGCUCCUAGAUUCCCAGCCGCCUCUAGAUUUGUUGAGGGAGCUGAAGCAGCGGCAGCAAGACCUGAGUCGCCUGGCAGCCUCUGCCCAAGCGCGCGCUUCUCUACCCGCCGCAAGGCGCGCAGAGGUCGCAGAGCCUUUGGGUUGCGCGCAACUGAACGGCCUGAGCGAUGUGGGCGUGGUAGGUGCUGGCAUCACGAAGCUGGUGCUGAGGGCAGUUCUGUCGCCCGGUGGCGAGGAAAUCGCCCUGAAAUCCGUGCACUGGACAGGCGUCGACGUGAGUCGCUGUGUUCAACGCUACGGCCACGCGGAAGGUUGUUUCCAGCUCGCUGCUUACAAGCUGUUGAAGGAGACGAUUCUGCUGCAGACUCUGGAUCACGAAGGGAUCAUUAAGCUGCAUGGUCAAUGCUAUAAUAAUAGCCUAUAUCCUGAAAUGAAAGUGGUUUCCAUGCUGGAGCUUGGAACCCCUUUGGAGAUGAUUCAGCUUCUGCAGAUCCCCUGGGAAGAGCGAUUUAAAAUUUGUCUGGAUCUGGUAGAACUGCUCUAUUACUUGGCAAAUUCUCCUCUGGGUUCCAUUGCUCUUCUAGACUUCCAACCAAGGCAAUUUGUUAUGGUGAAUGGGCUCCUGAAAGUUACAGACCUGGAUGAUGUGAGCACUGAGGAGCUGUCUUGCAAAAGAGAUCAAGAUUGCAUUCUCAAAUUCCCCACAAAAACCUUCUUUCUCAAAUGUGCCAGCCAUAGGAAUUGUAAAGGAAUAAAUGAGAAACGGAAUCUUUUCAAUGCAUACAGGUAUUUCUUCACGUAUCUCUUACCUCAUACUGCACCUAUUGCUUUGCAACCAAUUCUGAAGGACAUCUUAAAUGCCACCGGUGAUUUACGAUAUGGAGCCAAUGAAACUUUACGAGCUUUCCAAAAAGUUUUGCAUUUGUACAAGUCAGGACUUUAUCUGCAGAAAAAGCCUUCUCACCUAAAAGAAUAUUUUGUUGUAAAGGGAUUCUACAGUAUGGAUACAGAGGACUAUAAGUGUUGGCCUUCCUAUAGCCCUUUGAGAUGCAUGUUGUCGGUUCAUAAUGUAGAGGAAGCUGCCUCCAUUUGCAAUUACCAUCCACAGUGCCAACAUUUUAUCAUCACUUCACAGAGAACAUGGACAGGGCGUCCUCUUGCUAUUUUUCAAAGCAAUUUGACCUACUUAAUUCCAGGUAGUACCAUGGAGGUUUAUGUUAAACGAUCUGCAUCUACAAGAGGAAGUCUUUGAUUGAGAUGCUAGAGAAAACUUGGCAUUGUUACUGGGACUGAUGCUAUCAACACCAAUGGAUUACAUUAUUUCUGCUGUGAAGCAAUUAUCUACACUAGUUUUAUGUGAACAAAUAUUUCAAUAAUCAAAUCUCUUUAUUUAAGAACUUAUCCAACCCAGAAGCAUUUUGUAAACUGUUUCAUAAUUAUAACUAUGCAAGUCUCAAUUUCAGCCACCACUGGGAUUGGACAAAUCGGCUUCAUAUAUAUAUUCAAAUCUGUGUUCUAAUUUUUGUAUAUGUUUUAAAAAAGAAAAAGCAUGUAAAUGCAUUUAUUUUUCUAUGGAAUCGUCCUUCAGGGAUACAUUAAUAUAGGCUUUCUUUAAUAUAUACAUUUAUAUAGACACAAUUUUCCUUAAUUUAGAUACUGUACACUAUUUUAUAACAAGGCAAUGUGCAAUUGGGGAAAAACCCAAUUAAUUUGUGUAUUCUAAUUUAUUAAAUGUAUGCCGCCCACCUCCCAAUGACUCUGGGCAGCUGUUAGUCCAGGAAGUACAAAUUAAUGUCGAUAUACACUUGACAUUCUUUACAGUUUGGGGUAGAUAUUUCUUUCUGGAUAUGUUUAUGUAACAUAUAUUUUUAAUAUUUAUUUUUUCUUCCAUUCAAUUGUGUCCAACUCUCAGAGACUCGCUGGACAAGUCCCUGGAGUUUUCCUGGCAAGGUUGUUCAGAAGUGAUCUGUCAUUGCUUCCUUCCUAGGGCUGAGAGAAUAACUGGCCCAAGGUAAUGCAGCUGGUUGUGUGCCUUAGGCGGGAAUAGAAGUCAGUCUCCUCAUUCCUAGCCUGAUGCCUUAACCAUUCUAUCAAACUGGUUGUUUCUGUAAUAUUUAACUUUAUCUAGAUAUGGUUGAGCCAAGUGCAAAUGCACGCAGAAAGGUUUACCAGUAGCUAAGUAACAAUUUAUCAUUUUCAGCAACAUUAUUCUAGUACUACUAUUCUAGUUCAGGUUUUAAUAUGUCCUUUUAAUUUCCACCCAUUUCCUUGGGUAUAAGGAAACUGUCCUGACAACUUUCAAGACAGAUUUUUAAAACACAUCUGUAAACUAGAAAUCUUUACAUUUUAACAACACUGGCAGCAAAUUCCUGUGCCUCCCCAUCCUUACAUCUUGCCAGAAGCCAAAUUAAAGUUUGAAUUGUGCUCAGCCUCUUUUAUUUUCUUUCUGUCUCACAGGCAUGUUUAUCUAAUUUAAACUGCCCUUGAGGAGAGAGAGUUAAACCUUUUGUUAAAACUGCUAAUGACACCUUUGAAGGAUAAAUAUUUCCAAAUCACUGUUUUCAUUUACCCUGUUUUCCCUAACAAAAGAUAUUUUAAGGGACUUUGCAUCUGAUUAGUUAAAUUUCCAGCAUUUAUUCUGGCUAAAUUAACUUUUUCCAGUUUCAAACUUUAAAAUAAUAGCUUGAACCUAUUGUUAUUGAAUAAUGUAGCCCACAAAAAGAAAAAAUGGAGACAUCAUUUUAUAUAAUAUUGUUUUGAUUAUUUUAAUUAAGUGUGAUAUGUUUAAAGUUUUGUACUAAUCUUGAAGGUUGUUCAGUAUUACUUUCAGUGAAAGAAAUCCUGCUGAGCAAAAUGUUCAAUAACUUGUAUGCAUAUCUGUGAGAUUUUUUAAAAAUAUAUUUUUCAUUCUGAUCAUGGAUUGUUGUCCCUUUAAAAAUGUUUCAUCUUUUUCUAUUUAAUAACUAAAAAUUUUAAGAUACAAUUGAAC
Molecule: messenger RNA, 3208 nt
Organism: Notechis scutatus (mainland tiger snake)
Lineage: Eukaryota; Metazoa; Chordata; Lepidosauria; Squamata; Elapidae
Product: extracellular tyrosine-protein kinase PKDCC-like
Biological process (GO): skeletal system development; peptidyl-tyrosine phosphorylation
Cellular component (GO): extracellular region
Molecular function (GO): non-membrane spanning protein tyrosine kinase activity; ATP binding
Source: RefSeq, a predicted model, not a curated record